CCCCCGCCGCACGCGCUGCACGGUCUCUCGCCCGGCGCCUGCCACGCGCGCAAGGCCGGGCUCCUGUGCGUGUGCCCGCUCUGCGUCACCGCCUCGCAGCUGCACGGGCCCCCCGGGCCGCCCGCGCUGCCGCUGCUCAAGGCGUCCUUCCCGCCCUUCGGCUCGCAGUACUGCCACGCGCCCCUGGGCCGCCAGCACUCGGCUGUGUCGCCCGGGGUCGCUCACGGCCCGGCCGCCGCCGCCGCCGCCGCCGCCGCCGCUCUCUACCAGACCUCCUACCCGCUGCCCGACCCCAGGCAGUUCCACUGCAUCUCCGUGGACAACAGCUCGAACCAGCUGCCCAGCAGCAAGAGGAUGCGCACUGCGUUCACCAGCACGCAGCUGCUGGAGCUGGAGCGCGAGUUCGCCUCCAACAUGUAUCUGUCCCGCCUGCGCCGUAUCGAGAUUGCGACCUACCUGAACCUGUCCGAGAAGCAGGUGAAGAUCUGGUUCCAGAACCGUCGAGUGAAGCACAAGAAGGAGGGCAAGGGCAGCAGCCCCCGCGGCGGCGGCGGCGGGAGUGCCACGGCCGGCGGGGGAGCACCACCGCAAGGCUGCAAGUGCGCGUCGCUCUCCUCAGCCAAGUGCUCCGAGGAUGAUGACGAGUUGCCCGUGUCUCCGUCCUCGUCGGGGAAGGAAGACCGGGAUCUCACGGUCACUCCCUAG
Molecule: messenger RNA, 705 nt
Organism: Galeopterus variegatus (Sunda flying lemur)
Lineage: Eukaryota; Metazoa; Chordata; Mammalia; Dermoptera; Cynocephalidae
Gene: GSX1
Product: GS homeobox 1
Exons: 2
Biological process (GO): regulation of DNA-templated transcription
Cellular component (GO): nucleus
Molecular function (GO): sequence-specific double-stranded DNA binding; DNA-binding transcription factor activity, RNA polymerase II-specific
Source: RefSeq, a predicted model, not a curated record